Messenger RNA from Nelumbo nucifera (sacred lotus), 1456 nucleotides. RefSeq lists its product as uncharacterized. The record is from RefSeq and is a predicted model, not a curated record. Lineage: Eukaryota; Viridiplantae; Streptophyta; Magnoliopsida; Proteales; Nelumbonaceae.
UCAACGACAAGAACCGAAGAACGAACGAAAGUACUGGUGGGUGUUCAUGUCCGUGCUUCGAUCGCUCUGAAGGGACCGAAUUCCAGUCUAAACAUCUCGAUCCCUUGUUAUCUUCUCUGCCUCCGAAACCCUAACUUAUAAACUUCUGCUCUUCUUAAGGAGAAGAUGAAGGCAGUUGUAGAAGCUUUACUGGUGCUUUUGCUUCUUGGGGCUCAGGAUGUAUUUGGUUCAACUUCGCUGUCCACUUAUCCUGCAUUUCUCUGGUUUCCCCAAACCUAUGAAUCGGACAAUGGGAUUAAGGAAGCUGUUGACUAUCGCACCAUAUAUCCAAAGGAUUUAGCCAAAUCUGUUCUGUCUGAAGGCGGCUGGUCAAACUUGCUGUGCCCGAGGGAGAACCGUCAGCAACCUGUUGAUAUUGCACUUGUUUUUAUUGGUAAAGAGUUACAAUCUUCAGAUAUUUCUAGAAACAAAAAUGCAGAUCCAGCUCUUUUAGACCUGCUCAAGGCCUCAUUUAGAAGGUCCAAUUUUUCAAUGGCAUUCCCAUAUGUUGCUGCAUCAGUGGAGGAAGAAGUGAUGGAGAAAUCUCUUAUUUCAGGGUUUAUGGAAACUUGUGGGAAUGACCUCGGUAUUGGUGAGAUUGCUUUUCUGGAGUCAUGUUCUGUAGAUGGUGGCGAUCUUAAGAAACUUGCGGAUCUCUCCUCAGUCCAUGAUUAUGUAGUUGCCAGAAUGGAAAAUAAACCAAAGAAGCAGACAGAUUUGAUUGUGUUUUGUCAUGGAUCCUUAGAAAAUCUUGAUCAGAUUCGUUCAGAAGGUGAAAUAUUCUCUGAGCUUAUUAGUUCAGUGGAGGAGUCUGGGGCAAUGUAUACAGUUCUUUAUGCUUCAGAUCCAUACAGGUCAAUUAGAUAUACUUCUUACAAGGUACUGGAAAGGUUUCUUGCAGAAGGUCCUGUAGGAAAUGGUUCAGCUAAUUCGACUGCUUGUGAUGGAGUUUGCAAGACUGUAUCAUCACUAAUUGAAGGUGUUUUAGUUGGGAUCGUUUUGCUUAUUAUCUUGAUAUCAGGACUCUGCUGUAUGGCCGGUAUUGACACUCCCACGAGGUUUGAGGCUCCACUGGAAUCUUAAUGCACAGUCUAAGAGAUAACUAUCUUGUGCUUCCGACUCUUUUUCCCAAGCAUAGGUGAAAAUGCAAAUGGCGUUUAUUGUAUUUAACAUGGACAGUGUCAGAGAUUGUUCAUGUUUUUACUUGGUAAUCCACCAUGAAUCCCAAUAGGAGGGGUUUGAUUUCAUUAAAAUAGAAAUUCUUAUUUCUUCAUUCAAUCUCUACCCUUGUAAGUAGGAAUGCCAUAUUUGCUGGAGUAGGAUUUGCAAGAAUAAAUCAAAUCUAUUGGUACCUAAUACUUGCUUCAGUCUUUGUUUUCCGUUUGACCAUAUUAUUAUUUUUUCACAUCUUCAGUCA